This is a messenger RNA of Aspergillus novofumigatus IBT 16806, 722 nucleotides long. RefSeq names its product peroxiredoxin family protein. Bases 14 to 514 code for a protein of 166 amino acids. Gene Ontology annotation, molecular function: thioredoxin peroxidase activity. The transcript is spliced from 5 exons. Lineage: Eukaryota; Fungi; Ascomycota; Eurotiomycetes; Eurotiales; Aspergillaceae. Gene Ontology annotation, cellular component: peroxisome; cytoplasm; mitochondrion. Gene Ontology annotation, biological process: cell redox homeostasis; hydrogen peroxide catabolic process; cellular response to oxidative stress. The record is from RefSeq and is a predicted model, not a curated record.
CAAGAUACAAAAAAUGGCCCUCAAACCAGGCGACAACUUCCCCGACAAUGUAGUCUUCCAGUACAUCCCCUACGCCGAAGAAAGCAGCGAGAUCAACGCCUGCGGCAUCCCAAUCAACUACAAUGCCUCCAAAGAAUGGGCCGAUAAGAAAGUCGUCCUCUUCUCCGUUCCUGGGGCAUUCACACCCACCUGCUCGGCGAACCACCUCCCCGGGUACAUCAAGAGCCUCCCGCAGCUAAAGGAAAAGGGCGUGCAGAUUGUUGCCGUUCUGGCAUCGAAUGAUCCGUUUGUGAUGAGUGCGUGGGGCAAGGCGAAUCAGGUCACGGGGGAUGAUAUCCUGUUUCUGUCUGAUCCCCAGGCGAGGUUCUCUGAUAGCAUUGGAUGGGCGAAUGCGGGGCGGACGGGCCGGUAUGCGAUUAUCAUUGACCAUGGGAAGGUGACGUAUGCGCAGAUUGAGACGGAGAAGGGGGCUGUCAAGGUUUCCGGUGCGGAUGCCGUUUUGGCGCAUUUGUGAUACCAUCACACGAGUUUAGAGGAUGAUAGAGUUGUGCAGUUCUUGAUAUAUCCUCAACUGCUCAUGUAUCGUUUGGAUGAGUCCUUCGCUGUUGGCCACCAUGAUCAUACACUGUACAGUGGGAUAGUAUAUGUAUGGGACGAUAGGGGCACUGUAAGCUAUGGAUGUGUAGCCUGGCUAGAUAAAUGCAAUCAGGUAUCAAUGUCAG